AUGGCAAAUAGAGAAGAUUUUAGAUUGAAAUUUGCAGAAUUAGAUGGUUUAAGAGAUGAAAAUAAGAAAAAUUAAUCAAGAAUACAAAUAACAGAAAAUGAAAAAAUGAAAAAUUCCAAAACUAUAAUAAUGAAUUUAGAAGAUCAUACAAUAGGUAAUUUGAUAAGAAUGUAUUUAUUAAAAAGUAAAGAAGUUAAAUUUGCUGGAUAUAGGAUGCCCCAUCCUUUGGAAACAAAAGUAGAAAUUAAAGUAUAAACUGUAAAAGAUAACACUUGCGAAAUUCUAAUAAAUACUUUAGAUGGCCUUAUUAAAGAUAUUGACAUUAUAUAAUAUGAUUUUGAAAAGCAAGCAAAAUAAUAAUGGGAUAAGGCAUAUUGA
Messenger RNA from Ichthyophthirius multifiliis, 378 nucleotides. Its product is annotated as DNA-directed polymerase II polypeptide J, putative. The record is from RefSeq and is a predicted model, not a curated record. The transcript has a single exon. Gene Ontology annotation, cellular component: RNA polymerase II, core complex. Gene Ontology annotation, biological process: transcription by RNA polymerase II. Gene Ontology annotation, molecular function: protein dimerization activity; DNA binding. Lineage: Eukaryota; Ciliophora; Oligohymenophorea; Hymenostomatida.